Messenger RNA from Caenorhabditis briggsae, 1191 nucleotides. Bases 1 to 1191 code for a protein of 396 amino acids. Gene Ontology annotation, molecular function: protein binding. The transcript has 5 exons. The record is from RefSeq and is a predicted model, not a curated record. NCBI's taxonomy places the organism in Eukaryota, Metazoa, Nematoda, Chromadorea, Rhabditida, Rhabditidae.
AUGUCGGGUCGAGUCCGUUUUCAAGAGCGUCCAGGUAUCACUUAUGUACCAUCGAGUAGAUAUGGAAAUGCUCCUCUUCUGGCUGAUAUUAUAUCUAAACCAAUGCCACAACUUCAUCAUGAGAAUCGUUAUGAUAUGGAUGCAUGCACAGCUGCAAGUAUUGGAGAUGAGAAAGAGCUUCGAAAACUGUUGAAAAUCAAUCCAAAUACCAUGAUCAUGAAAAAUCAAUCUGGCUGGACCCCACUUCUCUAUGCCGCUUAUCUGGGUCAUAACAACGUGGUGGCUUUUCUUCUGGAUAGUGGAGCAACGGUGGACGAUUCUACAAACGGUCGCUGGCAAACGCCGUUGAUGAUGGCUUCAGCAUGUGGAAACCUCAAUGUUGUUCGCCUUCUUUUGGAACGCGGAGCUAACCCAAAAAUCUGUGAUAAGGAGAAAAGACAAGCAAUUCAUUAUGCAGCCAGCUGCUGUCAAAAUGUGGUUGUUGAUACGUUGUUGGCUGCUGGAUGUGACCCAAAUGCAGCAGAUUCUCAGGGAACGACGGCGGUCCAUGAAGCUGCGAUGGCAGGUCAUGAAGUUACUUUCAUCUCGCUUCUCGAAAAAGGAGGAAAUGUUGAUCAGAAGAAUUUAAAAGGAGAGAAUGCGGCUACUUUGGCAUGCGACAACAACAAAAUCUUGCAACUAAUCAGUGAUCAUCAAGCAGAAAAUGCGAAGCAAAAUCCUCAAAUAAUACCUGGAAAUCGAGUUACACGAACGCUAUCUGAACUAUUGGAAGAGAUGGAUUUGGGAAGAUAUGUGGAACAAUUCAAGAGUGAAAACGUUGAUUUGGAAGUGUUUUUCGAAUUGAAAGAGCAGGAUUUUAAGGAUAUGAAUAUUGCAUAUGGACCCAAGAAAAGAAUGUUGGAUGUGAUAAAACGAUACAAGACAACUGGAGUCAUUCGAUCUGAUGCAUUCGAUUCUCCUCAACCAGCAUCUACUUCUCCACGUGGAUACACUAGUCAUGCUGGUGAUGAUAACGAGAAAAUAAAUGGAACUUUGAGAUCGAUUAGAGAUUUGAAUCAAGAAACAAAAACAUUUGUGAUGAAUGCAUUGGAGAGUUUAGGAUCUGGAGAUGCUAACAGACUCCGCGGGCAACUGAUCAAUAUUCUUAAUAACGUCGAAUCAAUCGGUUUGAAAGUGUCUUCUCAUGUUUAA